Molecule: messenger RNA, 2813 nt
Organism: Rubroshorea leprosula
Lineage: Eukaryota; Viridiplantae; Streptophyta; Magnoliopsida; Malvales; Dipterocarpaceae
Source: the annotation of a GenBank genome assembly
AACUACUAGAAUUUUCCCACGCAUAGGAUUCGUUUUUCGUGGUGUUGACCCAGGAAUACAAGUCUACUUAAUUAACGCUAAAGUAGAGUGAAAUCCACGGCAAAGGCCUGUGCCACAUGACUCCGUGUGGAAUUGACUAGGUGAGGAGUCUUCAAGUCCCACCAAACCUGGAAAAUUCCCAUCUUCAAUAGCAAUUGCAAGGUUUCAUCAGUAACCACUUCUUCUUCAAUCUCAUUUGCUCAAACUUAUCUGCAAAAAAAUGGCAGAAGCAAUUGUCUCCACUCUCUUAGAGCAGAUAACAACAAUCACCUGUGAAGGAGCACUAGAGGAAAUGAGACUUCUGAAGGGGGUUAAAAAAGAUCUGAGAAAACUCAAAUUCAAUCUCACAUCCAUCAAAGCUUUACUUAAAGAUGCUGAGCAAAAGCAAAUAUCAGACGAAACUGUCCAGUUAUGGUUAGAUCGGCUGCAAGAAGAGUCUCUUGACAUGGAGGAUGCUCUAGAUGAGUGGAGAACCGUACUUCUGUAUCGGCCAACUGAUGGGGCUGAAAAUGCUUCUUUUCUUCAGAGGAAGGUAUGCCUUUUCCUCCGAUACUUUUCUUUUCGUCGGAUUUAUAGGUACCAUGGCAUUGCUCGCAACAUAAAAGAAAUUAAUGAGAGGUUAGAUGGGAUUGCUAAAGAUAGAGUAAGGGAUGAGGUAAAGAAAGAAAUAAUUGGUCAUUUGCUGUGUGGGACUAGCGAAGAAGGAGAGAGCUGUCAAACCAUCUCUAUAGUAGGGUUGGGAGGUAUUGGUAAGACUGCUCUUGCCCAACUGAUCUACAAUGAUGAAGAAGUUAAACAGCAUUUCACUACCAGAAUCUGGACAUAUGUUUCAAACAUUUUUUAUGAGAGUGAAGUGGCAAAAACGAUCAUUGCAGAACUUGAAGGCCUAGAUGAAGUAAGAGCCCUCCAAAUGGAGUCAGUUCCACUUAAUGCUCUUUUGAAAAGAAUUUGCAAGUCCAUAGAAGGAAAGAAAUACCUUCUUGUCCUAGAUGAUGUAUGGACAGAAAAUGAUGAAGACUUUGGAGGACUAAAUGUCACUUUCAAACAUGGUGCUGCAGGAAGUAGAAUUUUGGUGACUACUCGUAAGGAUACUGUUUCAAGAGUUAUGGGGAGUUCUCACACCAUCCAUUUAGAAACUUUGAACCAAGACUUAUGCUGGUCCAUUCUUAAGAAAAUAGCACUGAGAGAAAGGGACCAAAAGACUUGUGAAGAUUUAACGCCAGUUGGUUUGAGAAUUGCGGAAAAAUGCAAGGGUCUGCCACUUGUUGCAAAGACUCUAGGAGGUCAUUUACAAUUUAAAGCUAAUAGAAAAGAAUGGGAGGAUGUCUUUAAUAGUGAGUUAUGGAGGAUGGAUGUGAUACAUAAAGAUGUUUUUGUUCCUCUAUUGUUGAGUUAUUAUGAUCUACCAUCACCAGUAAAACAGUGCUUUAAGUAUUGUGCUUCCUUGAGUAAAGACACUGGUAAUUUUACUUGUAGUUUGAUUGCAAGAUGGAAGGCACAAGGUUACUUAGGCUUUAAUGAUGGUGAUGAUUCAUUAUGGGAACUGAAAGGCUUUGAGUACUUAAAGUGCUUAGAGGCUCGCUCUUUCUUCGAAAUUGAAGAUUUUGAUCCUUUCUAUGGUCAAUAUGCGAAGUGUAGGAUGCAUGAUUUGGUACAUGACUUUGCUCUUUUUUUGACAAAGGGUGAAUUUCUGGAAGAGGUGAUCUCCAAAGAAAAAUUGCGAGGUCUCUACAUUUCUGCUUAUAAGGGUGGUGUUAUCAGUGAUGGGGCCUUAUGUAAUUUGUUUAAUAAAGCCCGUCGCUUAAGGGAAUUGAAAAUGAGGAAAUACCUUGGUUCAACUAUUCCAGAAGAAAUAGGGAAGUUGUUGCAUUUAAGAUACCUUAACUUUCAAUCUAAUCUUCAUCUGAAAAGGCUACCUAAAGCACUUUGUAGAUUACACAACUUGCAAUUUUUACACCUGUUCCAGUGUCUUAAUCUAGAAAGAUUGCCGGAUGAGAUGGGAAAUCUAGUCAACUUGAUGGUUCUUGAUACUACAGCAUGCUCCAAUUUAACUUGCUACCCGAAGGGAGUUAGCAGAUUAACUCGUCUUACACAAUUAGUAGGGCUCAUUGUGAGAGUUGAUCGUAAUGAUCCUGAAGAGUUCAGCAUUGGAGAUCUAGCAAACUUGAGACAACUUGUUGUGCUUUCUAUGAAAAUAAUGGGAAAUACAAUCAAUGUGGAGGAGUCAAAAAAGGUGAAGCUGCAAAAUUUGCAGGAGGUGAAAAUUCUGGUGAAUGGGGCUAUAGCGGCAGAUAAAGACACCAUACUUGAAUCCUUAAACAUGUCCUCUGUCCCAAGGUGCUGCUUUGAUACAAACUUCAAUAUGUUUGGUCGAUUUAGUACCCCAAGAAAUGAAUACCAAUACUGCGGCUUUUGAACAACUAGACCACACAGCAAUGGGAUGCGUCUUUCUAACGUGUUACUUUGGUGGUGAUCCAGGAUGAGAAGGUUGUUGGUGAUGAUCAGAUGAUGUGUGUGAACUGUGAAAGGAGAAAGAUGUAGGUGCUCCCUUUUCCCUCUUUGAUACUUCCAUCUUGGGGGACAUUGUGUGGUUUUUUCGUUAAUUAUCUUGAUAAUUGUGUGCAGGUACUGCUUUUUCUUCUUCUUCUUCUUCUUCUUCUUCUUGUUUUUUUAAUUUAACUUUGGCCAUCUAGGGUUGGUAUUCGGUGUGCUGUAAUGUCUUAUGGAUUUAGAUUUUCUUAUCUCUUGAUAUAUUAUAAAAACAUAUAAAAUAU